UCGAAGUUGAUCGAUUCUUGUGUGAAGAAAUCCAUCAUCAUGAGGAGUUAUUUGGGAGCCAAAGCGCUCCUCUUCAUUACAAUUACCUUCCUCAAAGUUGCAAGCAGUGUUCCAGCUUCGGGAAAAGUGAAGGCUCUCUACAAUUGGAGUCCUUUUGAAUUUUCAGGACUUCCCCAAAGUGAAUUUGCCCAGGUUGAUGGAUACAAUUACUACAUCAGCAAAUACAUCCUCCCCACUGCUGUUUCCCUUCAUAUCAAGAGUCAAUGUAUGUUCUUCCCAAUUUUGAGAUUGAAUCCCGGUAUCCCAGCUACGGUUACUUACGUGGAUACAAGUGAAUACCGCAAAGGAUCUUCACCAGUUCUUCGGGGAUUCCCCACGUAUGAGGAUAACUACGUUCCUGGGUGGUUUGGUGUGAAUACCCUUCCGGAUGAUGAUUAUCUGCACAACAUCUAUCCAGGCUAUGGGAAGAAUUUGAAUGUUGACGAUGAGGAGGAUAUUCCAGAAAAGGAUGAGUCCAAAAAAGAUGAUCAAAUCAAGGAUGAGCCUAAAAAAGACGAUGAAAUUAAAGAAGAGAUUAAGAAAGACGAUCAAGUUACAGAUGAGUCAAGAAAGGAAGAAGUUAAGGACAAGAAAGUUGUGGAGGAGAAGUUAAAUGAUAAAGAAGCUGUAAAACGUGAAGAAGAUGAAAUUAUUGAUGAAAAGAGGAAAGUUGUUGUGAAAACAGACAAAGAAGAGAUUCAUGAUGAAAGCAGGAAAAGCCAUGGAAGCUAUAACAAAAAUCCCAGCGUAGUCUAUGUCCCUGUUCAAACCCCAUCAGUUGCAUCAUCCCGCAACCUCUAUCACUUUGUCUCAGUUUACUACACCAACAUGGAUAAUCAAUGCAAUCGUCUGUUUUUCGUGGACUACGGUGUUCAGCGUCAAUUUGGUAAUGUCAUCUACACACGUCGUCCUGUCCUGUGGGCAUUCCCCAUCUACGGAUGUACUCCGGAAACUCUAAAUCAACCCCCAGUACUCAAAGUAACCAUCCCUAAUACAGUUUACAAUGAUGCAACAGGCUUCUCAACUGCUGCCAUUGAUAUCUACGGCAGUUGUGAUGAAUUUGCAGUUUACAUUGCAAACUGCUACGAUAACUCCAUCGUUGUCUAUGAUAAUGUGAAGAAGUACUUCUGGGCAUACAAGCACAACACUUUCCAACCAGGUGCUGAGAGAUCAUUUGUCUCCGGCCUUCCUCCAAUUGAUUCAUACAAUUUUGGUGUAAUGGGUAUUUCUUUGGGGGCACAAACCAAGAGUCUCUACAAGGACUUCUACUAUGCUCCAGGAUCAAGCUAUGGUGUAUUCAAAUCCUCAACGGAGAUCAUUAGGAACAAAUAUUGGGCUCCUGGAGAUCCAGCUUCGCCAUUCUUUGCUUUCCUUGGCUACGGAGGAAUUGAUCGUCAAUCAAUUAUGCUCUUUGACGAUGAAACUCAAGUUUUGUUCUUCAUCCACUUGCUCUCCAAUACACUACAGUGCUGGAAUACAAACGCUCCACUGGAAGAUGGAAAUGUUGUUACUCUCUUUAGUGAUUUGGAGUUCGGAGUAGACAUCCUAAUGGACGGUGAUAGGAAUCUUCGAUUCCUGCUCUACAAUGGCAAUGGCUUGACAUUCUACGACCAAGGCAGGACUACCAAUCCAUUCUAUCAGCUCUACUACGUUAACAUUGAUAGCGUCAUUAAGGGUACUGCUUGUGACCCAAAGUACGUCUAAAACGCCGUAGUUGAUUUAAUUAAAUCAAGUGAAUAAAAAUGAAAUAAUGUAGGACAAUUUUCUCUGCCUAAUAAAAUUAGUUAAAAGAAGAUUUAAAA
Molecule: messenger RNA, 1841 nt
Organism: Lutzomyia longipalpis
Lineage: Eukaryota; Metazoa; Arthropoda; Insecta; Diptera; Psychodidae
Product: L-dopachrome tautomerase yellow-f2-like
Exons: 3
Coding region: 40-1743 (567 amino acids)
Source: RefSeq, a predicted model, not a curated record